This is a messenger RNA of Knipowitschia caucasica, 201 nucleotides long. The record is from the annotation of a GenBank genome assembly. Lineage: Eukaryota; Metazoa; Chordata; Actinopteri; Gobiiformes; Gobiidae.
AUGAAUGCCCAGUGGUGGUUGUCACGGCGAUGGGAUGUCAAAGACAGCGGCGUCCCGAAGGCCUGUAUGAACCGCUGCAGCGUCACCUCCCCGCAGCCUCCUCUUCCUCUCACACAAACAGAAGUGCUCUCAUUAUCGGACCUGUCAGUGUGCGCACCGCUGCUCUGUCUCUGGCUGCGGGCCGAGCGCACACAGGGAUGA